Molecule: messenger RNA, 1202 nt
Organism: Rubroshorea leprosula
Lineage: Eukaryota; Viridiplantae; Streptophyta; Magnoliopsida; Malvales; Dipterocarpaceae
Source: the annotation of a GenBank genome assembly
UGCAUGUUUUGAGUCACUUGGUUUUUGUUAGCAUUAUCAAUGAGAGAUGCAGUAAUUAAUGUUCUUAUCAUAAUUUGAGGUUUCCUCGGAUUCUGGAAAGCUGAAGUGGGGCAUGGGAAUGUUGGUAUCUUCCCCCCAGAAUGAAAUGCAUCUGACUGGGUUAUCCAGAAUUGGACAUACUUGCUUCUAGCAAUUUUUCUAACAAGCAAACAGUCGCAUUUCUCAUCUCAGCAGGGGAACUUCAGACACGAGUCCUCCCAUUCCACUGAUCGGCCUUCCAUAAAUCUGUCUCUCUUCUUUGCUGGCCAAGCAAAAAUGGAAGAGACAGUGAAGCAAAGUACAGCUACUAUUACCAGUGACCCUUUUAUCAACCCUAUGGUGUCCAACUUCAAUAAUGCUUGUAGAACUGUACCACCUCCAUACACUUUUAUGGGUUGCACAGAGAACUGCUCUCCAACAUAUCUUUCCAGUGGAAACCAAUGUCUGGAUUUCUUCUUCCAGGAGGUUCCUGACACAGCCAGCAACAGAGGCAUUAGAGGGACUGGGAAGUCAGAUAGGGAGGGAUUUUAUGAGUUGGCUUUGUGGCUUCAUCAAAAUCACCCCGAAAUGCUGGCAUCAAAUAGUGAUUCAAUCCGUGAAUUUGGUUACUUUAAGGACUUGCCUGAAAUUCUCUCUCUACUUCUGGAUGGGGCUGAUAUUCAGAAAAUAGCUACAAGGCUACCAAGACGGAGAAGAUGUGAUCUUUGGAGAGAGGAAAGAAGACUUGCAGCAGCUGGAAAAGGCCUCGAAAGGUACAACAAUGACCCAGUAUGUCAGUUUUUACACAACAGGAUGACAGAUGUUUUUGCCAAGCAUUUGAAAUCGGAUAUGGAGAAUUUGAGCUCCGGUAAGCUGUACAAGAUUAGCCUGGCUGCAAAAUGGUGCCCUUCUCUUUACUCCCCCUAUGAUAAUUCAACACUCUUAUGUGAGAGCAUGGCAAGGAGGCUUUUCCCUCGUGAUUCAUACCCUCAAUAUGAAGGCAUAGAAGAGGCUCAUUACACUUACAGGGUCUGAGAUCGUCUUAGGAAAGAAGUCCUCGUUCCCCUACGCAAAGCCUUGCAGAUACCGGAAGUUUACAUGUCUGCGAAAAAGUGGGAUUUGCUUCCCUGCAAGAGAGUGCCCUCAAUUGCCAUGAAAAAUUAUAAUAACAUCUUCUUGGUGCA